This is a messenger RNA of Linderina pennispora, 2089 nucleotides long. RefSeq lists its product as uncharacterized. Bases 87 to 2066 code for a protein of 659 amino acids. Gene Ontology annotation, molecular function: actin filament binding. Gene Ontology annotation, biological process: negative regulation of TORC1 signaling; actin filament organization; cellular response to amino acid starvation. NCBI's taxonomy places the organism in Eukaryota, Fungi, Kickxellomycota, Kickxellomycetes, Kickxellales, Kickxellaceae. The transcript has a single exon. Gene Ontology annotation, cellular component: actin cytoskeleton; lamellipodium; KICSTOR complex. The record is from RefSeq and is a predicted model, not a curated record.
GUUACGUGGAGCUCGCCUCUUUUGCUUCACAGGCUGCAUAAUUUUCUGUUAUAAUUCAAAUACCUUUCGUUGCAUUUUCUCUAUACAUGAUGGACGCAGAGAAGGCGCAGCAGACCGACGUGCCAACGCGGCGGUUCCGCGAAAUCCACUACCAUCGGUUUCCCUUGGGUACACGCAGCAACGUCCACGGCUGCUGCUUGCUACGCACGCACCUGCCAGUGCGUCUGCCCCGGCCACAUACAAUGCAGCAAAUCUACACACAUCCGCCGCCCGGGGUCGGGUACCGGCGCGCGAUCCCUAACAUUACAGAGAACGAGUCCAUGUCGCGCAUAAUCGAGCACGAGGAGCAUCUGCUGCAGGAGAUCAGGGAGGAGCGGCAGCGGACGCGAGCGUGGUUGGACGGUGGGAAGGCAAUUGCGCGGACACAUGUGGUGGUGGCCACACAGAACAACCUGCAGUUUUUUAUUGCUGGAUUUGGGUACUGGAAUGUCCUCGAUAUGAACAUGCAUCUGGAGAACGAGGCGUGCAUUGGGGUCAAGGCGUUUGAGAUGUGGGCGGAAGGCGGCCAAAGUCCAGGCGAAGCCGAGCAGGAUGAGGAGGAGAAGGAGGGAAGGCAGACCAAGGGCAUUGAGUCGCCGACGCUGCCAACGCUGGUCGUGGCGUUGACCACCCAUAUCAAGAGCAGCGGUCAUAAUGGCAAGGGCAGAUAUCGGCUGUAUGCCAUGGGCAUCGAUUCGCUGGAUGAAGUACCACAGGAGUUCAUCGACAGGCAUGCGGCUAAGCCUGAGCGACCGCAGUCCAAAUCGAGCGACAGCCAGUACACGGAGUCGCCUGAGGCACGCCCGCAGUCUGAAGCUGACGCAGCAGUUGAGGAUGCAGAGCCGCAGGAGCUGCCGGGCACAGCUAGCGUGCACGGCGAGCCCGGAUUCACGCGAAUCAACCCGGUAGACGCACUGCCAAUGAACAGCUACGCAUACCUGGAGGAGCGGCUGUUCAGUCUGCGUGUCACCAGCUCCACCCCGUGUCUCGACCUGGACUAUCUGCCGUACCGGAUCUCGCAGGACGUGAUCAAGGGCCUGCCGCCGAUUCUACUGGUUGCGGGCAACGACAACCGGGUGCACCGGUACGCCCUGGGCAAGAAUCAGAUUAUCGAGCUGCAGGCAAUAGUCGGUCCGCGGACCAGCACCAGCUUGACGUUCACGGUAUUUGACGGGCGGGUUAUCGGGCCGUACCAUGUACAGAUCAUGGCGCAGCAGGAGUUUGUCGUGACACUGCAGGCCAGUGAGAUUUUGCCCGAGGAGGAGGCCAAGGAACACAGCCCGACGGGCCAUUGGCGGCGGCUGCUGCUGGCAGAUGAGGAGGUGUAUGACGCAGCACCAAUACUCACCACGCUGUUCACGCCCGACUCGCAGUGGAUCGACCGGACCGCCUACGACGCGGUACUGGCGCGCAAAAUCGAUGCGCAGCUGAGUCAGUCCGGUCCGGAGGAAAAACUAGCUACACACGAAAUCUAUGAUGCCGAAUGGCCGGUGGGCCAGAUGGGCCGGUUCCCGAACCGCCAUAGUGGCUCUGGCGGGUAUGAGGACCGGCCGCGGGUGCAUGCGCUGGUCGGGUUUGUCAGCGAGGAGGUGGUUGUUUACCACGACGUGCCUGUGACUGGGCUGGAUCCAGUGCCGACGCUUGUAGGCAAGGGCAAGUUUGGCAACGGGCUUGGCGGCGUGUUCUCGCUGCCGGGCAGUGCCAAGGAGGGGCUGGUGACGUCGGUCCAUUUCGAUGAUUUGGACUUUGACGGAAACAAGGAGAUCAUGGUCGGCACGGUGUCGGGCGCGGUGCUGAUUUACAAGGCAGUCGAGGGCGGAUAUGCGCUGGUGUGGAAGCGGCGGUUCCCGGCACCCGUGUAUGCAAUCUUCAGCGUCGACAUCAACUGCGACGGCGCCAACGAGCUGGUCGUCAUCACGCUCAGCGGAGUGCAUAUCAUGCAGCCGAAUCUCUCGAUCGUGCGCGCCAAGCUGCUGAAGCAGCUGAUUCUGCUCAGGCAGCAAAAGGACGGCAAAGAGUCAGAGUAAGCUAGCGAAAUUUCAGAGUUUUG